AUGGCAAUUUGGCAGGACCUGGACUCCGGCUCCACGGGCCGCGUCCCGGAGGUCGCCACGCCGCGGCGGCACACGCACCGCCUCCGGCACCUGGGCAAAAGCUCGGCCCAGCUGUGCGCUUUGUCUUCGAAGCUGUGCGGUGCGAUGCAGCAAGUUUUCGGCGUGUCCUGGCGAAUGGUGUGGAUCCCGGAGAGCAUCACGCGCGGGCUGGGUGGCAAGGUGUUCGAGCUGAGCCCCGGCAGCCGGCUGCUGGCGGUCAACGACAGCUGGCCGGUGCUGAAGGAAUUGUAUCUGCUGGCUAAGUACCGAGAUCGCUGCUUUUUCCUGGUCUUCGACUUCGAUAUCGAGAAGUCGCGUCCAGGCCUAGUCACGAUGGUCAACAAUUUCGUCCGGGAGAGAUAUCGCUUCGACCGACCUGUGCGACACGCGUCGGUUCUGGCUCGUUUCCGCAGCGGUGCAUACCGAGAGGAUGAGUUCGAAGUCCCAGAGCAGUCAGUGGAACUUCUGGAAGUGCUUCCGAGGUGCUUCCCGCUGCUGGUGGGCACACCGGGCUUCAUGACGCAGGGCAAAGCCGGGAAUCAGCUCGGCGCACUCCGCUUCUCACGUGGCCACUUCUUGCAGAUGAUGGAUGCCAACAUGGGUGCCUUUUUAGGCGAGGCAACCAAGGUGCCGUUUAUUCUGCGUCGCUUUCAGCCUCAUUGGACCGACAGGACAACUGUGCGAGCUCGGAUCAUUGGCUUCCGAGAGUUCAUCUUCACAGAGAGCCACGGGGCCGUCGGCAGUGUUAUGGCUUCUGCAGAGUGGUCCUUCGGUACCAUCUGCCAGCGCUUCCUCGCUGGUUUGGGAGCACGGAUGCACUAUGGCCACCCGGACUUCCUUGACGGCUUCUGGGCCUCCAACCGUGGCUCACUGUCAAAGGCAAGCCCCGCCAUCAACCUCUCGGAGGACAUUUUCGCUGGCUUCAAUGUUCGAAUGAGAGGAGAGGCAUCGAAGCAUGUGGAUGCACUCGCUUGGGAGAAGGGCCGAGAAUCCUCGUUCAACGCGGCGGCCCUCUUCUACACCAAGGUCAGCAAAGGCAACGUCGGCGUCAUGCGGUCCCGGGACCUGAAAGUCAUCACGCAGAAUCUGAACAUUGUUGACAACUUUUCUUUCUACUUCGCUUCUGUCGGCUUCUAUCUGAACAACUUACUUAUCGACACCUCUGCCUCGGUCUACGUGCUGUUGUUCAUCCUCCUGGCGUUGUCAUCGAAGUCGUUGAAUGAUGUGGCAUCGCUGGACUCCAUGCUGGCCACGGAGUGGACGCUGUCCAUGGGGACCAUUGCGAUGUUUCCCAGGUUCAUGGAGCUCACCCUGGAGUAUGGGCCCUUGGAGGGAGUCCUCCGCUUUGUGCCCUCGAUCCCGGGCUGCAUGACCAUGUUCACCUUCAUCAACAAGUCCAUCGCGUCAGGCGUCAAGGAGACGAUGAUAACAGGAGAAGCGUCCUACAUAGCAACUGGCCGUCCCAACGCCAACACGCACUACAGUUGGAAGGAAUGCUACUUCAUCCACUGCUCCAGCCACUAUUAUCCAGCCCUCAUGAUCUUCAUGGGCUACACGAUCUACUGCUUGGUCUCGCAGGCGCAAGGCUUCUCCACCCUCCCCAUGAUGGUUCUGCUUGCCUCAGCGGUGAUGUGGUUGAUAGCGCCAAUUCUGUUUUGUCCGCAGCCAACGCUGACAUCGCUGGGCCACGACUUGAGCGAGUUCUGGCAGUUCACAAUUGCGGCUCCUGACUGGUCUGUCCGGACACUGAGCCUGCAGCACGGGUCGAAGGACACAGAGGAGCACCUCCGCACUGGCCUGCGAGAUCCGCGAUCCACUCUCUACGAGUUCUGGCUGCUGAGGGCUCUGGAGCACAAGAAGUUCUCCUGCGUUCAACGAGUUGGCUUUCUGGUCUAUGAGGGGCUAUGUCUGGUCUUUCUUCUCGCAGUCGUGUACAGUUCUUUGUUGGACAACAUCUGGCUGGUUAUACUCCUGUACAGCAUCCACUAUCUGCUCAUGGAGAUCUGGCGCUUGCUGUACCGACCCACAGUCAUAACGCUCCUCACGACAGUGAUGUGGCUACUAGUGCCGAUCAUCAUUGAGAUGCCGCUGCUAAACUCGUUCUUCCUUCUGCUGGUCCUGGUUGUCUGCCUUCAGGUUGUCCGCUCGCUGGUCCAGCUGCUGGCGUGGAUGCUGCUGCGACCCAACCUGGACUGGAAGAAAAUGCCGGAGAACUCUGAGGCUGAGCGCGCAGCCAAACAGGCGACGGCACAACGAGUUUUUCAGUAUGACAUUGCCGUGGAGUACCUGUAUGUGAACAUGAUGGGCCACCAGCUUCACCUGUACGCUGCGUUUGCCAUUCUGCUGAUGAACUUUGCAGUCCAGUCUGUCUUGGUUGUGCUGGAGCUACUGUAUGGCUUGCACUCUUGGGCUCUGCUGAAUCGACGGCUGCGCAGCCGGCGCUGCUGCCAAACAAGGCGCGGCUACCAGCCAAGCUGA
This is a messenger RNA of Symbiodinium pilosum, 2517 nucleotides long. NCBI's taxonomy places the organism in Eukaryota, Dinophyceae, Suessiales, Symbiodiniaceae. The record is from the annotation of a GenBank genome assembly.